AUGUUGCUGUCUUUGACUCAGCCAUCCCUAUUAGGGGUACUCCUGUUGCUGUCCAUGUCAAACCUACUCCAGUGGGAGACUGUGACUUCUGCUCCCGUACACGACAAGGCGAGUGACCGUGGUGAGGUGUCCCUCAAGGACCUGUUUGAUCAUGCCAUUGCACUGUCACAGACCACCAACGCUCUCACUAUGGAGAUGCGAAAAUUAUUUUUCUCCGACGGCUUCUCCGCAAAAAUGUUCAAAAAAUUUGUAUUGGAUUUCCUCAAGAAUAAGACGUACAUGAAUGAGACUCUCAACAGCUGUCACACAUUUUCUCUUAAUACUCCAGAAACUGUGGAGGAAGCCCGAGAUAUCUCAUUUGAAAACUUCCUGAAAAUGAUUCUCAGCUUAGUGCAUGCCUGGAAUAAGCCUCUGCAUCACCUAGUGACUCAACUUCGUGAUAUGAAAGGUGCCCCUGAUGCUAUUUUAACAAGAGCCAAAGGCAUUGAGAUCCUAAACAGUGAGCUUCUGGAGAGCAUCAUAAUGAUACUGAGCAAGGUUCAUCCUGGACUGGAGGAAAAUGAGACGUACCCUGACUGGAAGGAUCUAGAUUCCUUACGGGCAGCUGAUGAAGAAAGUCACUUUUUUGCUCUUUAUAAAUUGUUCUACUGCCUUCGUGUUGACACAUAUAUAAUUGAUAUUUACCUCAAGUACCUGAGGUGUGUGCUUGUUAAUGGUGACAGCUGCUACGCUGAAGAAUUUUGAAAAGAUCAUUGA
Peromyscus californicus insignis is the source of this 756-nucleotide messenger RNA. RefSeq names its product prolactin-7C1-like. Gene Ontology annotation, biological process: positive regulation of lactation; mammary gland development; positive regulation of cell population proliferation. NCBI's taxonomy places the organism in Eukaryota, Metazoa, Chordata, Mammalia, Rodentia, Cricetidae. Gene Ontology annotation, cellular component: extracellular region. The record is from RefSeq and is a predicted model, not a curated record. Gene Ontology annotation, molecular function: prolactin receptor binding; hormone activity. The transcript has 6 exons.